AUGGCGCAACGCCCAGCAGCGCCGGCAACAACCGCGGGUGCAACAGUACAUUUGCAGCACCCUACACCUCAGCAGCAGCUACAGCAACAGCAGCAGCAAAUGCACCAGCAUCCCGGACCGUUUCCAGGCAUGCUCGGAUUCCAGUCACCACAAAUGCACGCAUUGCAACAGCAACCCCAGCAGCAACAGCAACAACCUACACACAUGUACCAGCAGUGGAUGCAUGCACCGCACAUGCAGCACCAGCAGCAACAACCAGGGGCGCAGCAAGUGAUACCGUCCGUGUUCAACCAUCCGCAACUCUACAGCUUCAUGCACGGGCAACAACAGCCACAUCAGCAACCACAACAGCAGCAACAGCAACCCUCAGUGAGCAAUGCGACCGGUACAGGGGGCGGCGGCUACGUCCCACCCGAUGGUGGGGUGUUGCAGCAACAGCGCAUGUUCCACGCGCCGCCGUUUUCCCUGCCAUCGUGGCUACAGGUGAGCGGUGCACAUCCUUGGGCGCAGCACGGCCACCACCACCAGCAACACCAGCAACACCAGCAACCGCAGCAACAGUUUUUGCAACAACAGCAACCCAUCCAGCCCCAGCAGAAGAAGCAAGCGGUGAUACCCUCGGUCGUGGCUGGCCCAGGCACGGCUCGUGGCAAGCGCACCUCGUCCCCGCUCGCCAUCGCAACAUCCACUGGCGGGAAAGCGGCAAAGACAACCGGCUCAACGUCGUCGGUGAAGGCGCGGCGACAGCGUGCAGGAAAGGGUGACAGGCGGCAGCACCGCAGACAGCAGCAGCAGCAGCACGCAAGGGGUGCAGGGCGCGCGGUCUCAUCUGGGCGGUCGUCUAGCGACAAAGGCAUGGACACGCACACGGACAUUGAAUGCUCGGGCGUGACCGCGGCAGGCCGUCGGCGUGGUGGAGCUGACGGUUACGAUGAAGUCGGUGGGGAACAAGACGAGGGAGGUGAUGAAGAUGAAGGCAGGGGCCAGGGAGAAACCGCCUCUGCUCAACAACAGCAGCAACAGCAACGGCAACGGCAUCAGGUGCAGCCUGGUCCGGGCACGCUUGCUCUGCAGCAGUCAUCAGCAUCUCCCCAACCGUCGUCAUCCUCUGUGCGCGGGGCAAAGAAGCCCGUAGGUGGUGACGGGAGCCAAGGCGCAGGGCACGGCAUGCAUGCCUGGCCAGGCUCCAUGUCUGCGUGGAUGUCGUCGCACCUGUGGCCAAAGUCGGAGCAAACGGCAACAGAGCCCACCGCCCCGUCGGCACAGCUGCAAAUCAAGCAGGAGCAGCAAGCGGCGUCACCGCAGCAGCCGCAGCAGCACCCUGGCGUGCUGUCGUCUGCGUUGCAGUCGAUGUUGCACCCAGGCAUGCCUCCGGCAGCGAUGGCACAAGCACUACAACAGCUGCAGCAGCACCCACACCAGCAAACGGCGUUCGCGCCGCAGGCAAUGCUGCAAAUGUUGCAACAGCAGCAACAGCAACAGCAGCAACAACAGCAGCAGCAGGACCCAGGCGGCAGCUUGACAUCUGUGCCGCCGUCACAGGUUAUGGCACAACUUGCUGCGCAGAAUAUGCAAGGUGGCCACCCUGGGUUGGCAAACUUCGCGGGUCUGCCAUCACAGGGUAUGCAGCCUGCUGGUAUGCAGCAGUUUGCUCAGCUUCAGCAGUACCUGCAACAGCAGCAACAGCAGCAACAACAGCAGCAACAGCAACAGCAACACCAGCAGCCACAAAUACCCUCUGUGCUCGGGCCACAUGGAGGCUUUCCUUUCCUACCACCACCGCAUGGCAUGCAGUACCCAGGAUCCGCGCAGGGGCAGGGGAUGGGCAUGCCCAUUGCGCUGCCGCCAACAAACAUGGAUGCGCACCUCUCAAGCACCGUGAUGCCACCGCCACAUCUGCGCGGCCUUCCAACAGACCCUGCUGUGCGCUCACGCGAGUUGUUGCAGACCAUGCCAGAACAGCACCGCCACCCGCAACCGCCGCCGGGCCAGGCUGGCAGCCAGGUCGUCUGUCCCAUCUGCCAUCGACGCGGCCGUCAAUCGCCCACGAGAAUAUGCUCCGUCUGCUACAGUGGGCUGUACAAUGACGUGCGCAAGUGGAAACGAAUGGUCGGCAACGAUGUAGAUCCUCACAUGACCAUGGAAGACUUUUUGCAACAAUUGAAAGCCAUGCCUCGUGGGUGCACCAAUGGCUAUCGCUGCAACUAUGAACGAACCAGUGCCUCGCCGCAGUGCACACGCUGCCGCACCCUCAAAGUCUGCGCAUUUGCGCCUGAACUGCUGCAGCGAAUUCUGCGUCGCAUGGUGCUCAGGCGCGGGCCUGCCUCUGCUGUCAAGGGAGGCGAGGACGACUUUGAGCCCGGCGACAGCGACGACUUGGUGGGCAGUGGCCGGCCAAGCGACGACGAUGACGAUGAUGAUGAUGAUGACGACGAUGACGAAAAGGUGCAUGGUCGCGGCGGCAGCGGAAGCAGUGGCAGCAGCAGCAGUAGUAGUGAUGGUGGUGGUGGUGGUCACGGCGAGACCGGCCCUGUUGUAAAGAAUGACGACGACGCAGAGGUAAACGCGGUUGCUGAAGCGUUGCGUGCAGGCACACGACCAGCGACAAGCACAGCCGAUGACGACGACGACGACGACGACAACAACAGCAACCAAAACAACAGCAACCACAACAGCAACAGCAACCACAACAGCAACAGCAACAACAACAACAACAAAAGCAACAGCAGCAACAGCAGCAGCAGCAGCAACAACAACAACACCAGCAAUGACACGAGUAACGACAGCGAUGGUGAUGGCGCUGGCGAGUGCACGGAUGGGCACCACUGCCCCAAACCCAUGGAUGUGGGGAUGGACAUGCGUGCGGCUGCCAACGCAAGCUCACGCGCGUCGAGCGAAAUUGCCGAUUCUGAGGAGAAGUUAGGUCGUGUUGAAGUGCGCCCGGGCCCUGCAGCGGAAGGUAGCAACGCCAACAACAACAACACCAACAACGCCAACAUCACCAAAACCAACAACGGCAAUGGGCAUAAGGCAACAGCGCGCACGGCCAGGGCUUCCCCGCCACUACGGCCACACUUGACAAUGAUGCAGCCAAUGGUUGAGACGCGUGCCACUGGGCGUACAACAACGCAGCCGGCACCAGCUACAUCUGCUACUGCCACUCCACCGACCGCCAUGGCCACCGAUGACGAUGACGGUGAUGAUGGCAGCGGUACAGGCUCGUGUGGUGGCAGUGGUGGUGAUGAGCGCACGAAGCUGCUGACAACGUCGCUCAGCCGCUCAUGACCCGGUUGGCCUGUCAAGCUGAAUGGCACGGAUGGUUGCCUGCAGGGCAACGAUGCGUGCUGAAGGAAGGGUGCGUGCUGAGGGUUCGCUACUGCCACACGUGGAUACGUGGAGUUCGUGGCCGAAUUGCGAACACGAGCGCGCGUGGCCCUAAUAGAGCACCUGUCUGUGAUGCUGACCCUGUCCACUGUAAUUUUGUUAUUUUGUGCUGACCACAGUGGACCUGCGAUCACGUAUGAAUUACCUGUAUGCUGGCUGUCCUGGCACUGUGUUGUGAUUCGCUUCGUUGGCGACACGCUGUGUAUAAGCGGGCGCGUGUGCAUGUGUGUGAGUGUGCGUGCGUGCGUGUGUGUGUGUGGGUGUGUUUGCACGUGCGCACGUUGCUCUUGUGCGCACGUUGCUUGUGUGCAUGUGUAUGGAUAGAUUUCCGAGCGUGGUGUUGACAACCAUGCUCCUUCCUUGCGUGUUCUGUUUACUUGGCAGUAUGAGGUAGCCUUUCAUAGAUUCUACACCCCAUUAUUGAAGGGUGGUCGUUGGCUUGAUCCCUUGGCCUGCGUAGACCUUGGCCUGUUGUUUUGUAUGUAUGAUUAGAAGUGUGUUUGCGUUUUUGGUUUUGCGUGAUAUCCUUCUUCAACCCUCGUUAGUGCAACCGUGUGUGGUCUCACUGGUGUGGGGUGUGCGGUCUUUGUUCAUUUUUACCCUUCGUCGUUCACCGUCAUCACCUGUUUGAGCAAGUGGCUCCCCCAUGCAUGUGUUUUUUGUUUGCCUUGUCUCGUUACAUUAAAACAACAACCUCCUC
Molecule: messenger RNA, 4084 nt
Organism: Salpingoeca rosetta
Lineage: Eukaryota; Choanoflagellata; Craspedida; Salpingoecidae
Exons: 6
Coding region: 1-3285 (1094 amino acids)
Biological process (GO): regulation of transcription by RNA polymerase II
Cellular component (GO): nucleus
Molecular function (GO): transcription cis-regulatory region binding
Source: RefSeq, a predicted model, not a curated record